Molecule: messenger RNA, 831 nt
Organism: Penicillium oxalicum
Lineage: Eukaryota; Fungi; Ascomycota; Eurotiomycetes; Eurotiales; Aspergillaceae
Exons: 6
Coding region: 1-831 (276 amino acids)
Cellular component (GO): cytosol
Molecular function (GO): oxidoreductase activity
Source: RefSeq, a predicted model, not a curated record
AUGCCUCUGAACGGCCAGAAUGUCCUCUUGGUGCGCUGCCCAGAGCUUUACUUUGCCACAGGUGCCUCGAUGGGGAUCGGCGAGGCCAUUGCACGAUCACUUGCAAAAGAGGGUGCCAAUUUGAUUCUCUUAUCACGAUCCGAAGACAAAUUGUCCAAUCUAAAAGACCAGUUGGUCAAGCAGCAUCCCCAGAUCAAAGUCAUCUAUCGAGCUGCAGACGUGGGAAACCAUGAAAAAGUAGACACGGCCAUUCAGAGCGCGAUUGAAGAAUUGGGCCAUAUUGACAUUCUCGUUAACAAUGCUGGUCUUGCUCUUGGCGCUCCAAACGCCUUCCAUGAUCUAAAAAUCAACGAUAUCCAAACCAUGAUCUCAACCAACAUCAACGGACCCAUGUUCGUCACUCACUCCGUACUGAAUCGAAGCAUGAUCAGUCGGAAUUCAGGGACAAUUCUCAACAUCACCUCCGUGACGGGGCUCGAAGUCCCGCCGUUCCCUGGCGAAGCAGUCUAUCAUUCUACUAAGGCGGGCCAGGAAGCCUUUACGAAUGCCCUGCGGAAUGAGCUUGUUGGGACGGAUAUCAGAGUUCUUGCUCUACGACCUGGUUGUGUGGCGACGCAUUUCCAUUCUUUGCGGGUGGGACAUGAUCGGCAGAUGUAUGAUGAAUUCUUUGAGGGAUAUGAUCCGUUGGUCGCGGGAGAUGUUGCAGAUGCGGCUGUUUACAUGUUGAAUCAGCCUCUGAACAUUUCAAUCAAGGCCCUCGAUGUGGUUGCAUCAGCGCAACGAUCUCUAGCUAUUAUUGAUCGGAAAUGGAACGAGCGUCACAACAGUUGA